Asparagus officinalis (garden asparagus) is the source of this 2013-nucleotide messenger RNA. RefSeq names its product probable methyltransferase PMT27. NCBI's taxonomy places the organism in Eukaryota, Viridiplantae, Streptophyta, Magnoliopsida, Asparagales, Asparagaceae. The transcript has 4 exons. The record is from RefSeq and is a predicted model, not a curated record. Gene Ontology annotation, molecular function: methyltransferase activity. Gene Ontology annotation, cellular component: cytoplasm; trans-Golgi network; endosome. Bases 1 to 2013 code for a protein of 670 amino acids.
AUGAGCAAUGGCCGUCUACCCUCGCCCCAGAAACCGUUCUGCGGGAUCCUCCUCCUGUUUAUGGUUGAGGCUCGUGAUGACACACAGGGCGAUCUCCCUGAGGAUGCCGUCAAAGGACAUCAUGAAUCUAUCUCUUCCUCAAUUUUUGGCCAAGAGAACCAACAACAUGUGACCAGUACUUCAGCCGGGACCGAGGAAGACAGCCUUCCCGAGCCAGAGGCUGUUCAGCAUGAGAAGCAGCAGCAGGAAGAAGAGGUCGAGACUCAUCGAAUCAACCAAGAGGAGGUCACCCAACAACAGGAUCAAGCCCAGGACCAGGAACGCAAUUCUGAUGCUGCCUCCCUCGCCCUUACCAAUGAAGAAGAGCAGCAGUUACAGGAACCACGAGCUACUGGACAGAGAAAUGACGAUCAGCAACAAAUCGAGGAGCAGAAUAAUGAAGAACAUCACCACCACCACCAGCAGCAGCAGCAGCAGCAGAGUGAAAUCAACAAAGAGGAGCAGAAUCAGGAGGAUACUAACAACAAUGGAGCCCAGAAUGUUAUCGAACAAGUAAUAGAUGGGAGUCACUCCAAAGAAGAAGAAGGGGGCAUCAUAAGCCAAUCUCAGAUUGAACACGACAUUGAUGGAACUGCCGAAAACAAUCAGAAUUCACAACAAGAAGAACAACAGCUCGACAAUCAGCAACAGCAACAGGAGCAACAACAAGAGCAGAGCCAGGAACAACAGGAACAGGUGCAGCCACAAGAGCAGCAGCAGGAUGAACAGCAAGAACAGCAACUGGAGCAACAACAACAAGAGCUACAGCAGGAUCAACAACAACAGGAGCAGCAGGAGGAACAGCAACAAGAACAAGAACAACAACAGCAGCAGGAGCAGCAGGAAGAGCAGCAGCAAGAACAGGAAGAGCAUCAGCAAGAACAACGGCAGCAAGAGUCCUCCCAAUCACAGCAGACAGAAUAUGAAAGUACUAUCGGAGGAAACAAUGAAAACAGUCAGCAAAAUGAAGACAACCAGAUUGUAAAUGAGCCUCUCAGGGAUGGCGGGACCCAAUCAGUUGUCGCAGAAGAGAACAAGAGCGACGAGGGGACAUGGGUUACACAGGCAGACCAGUCUUCAAGCGAGAAGGAGAGGAGGAAGGAGGAGGUACUGUCACACGAAGGAGGAAACAUCUCAGGGGGUGAAUGGGAGUCGUGUAAUGUCACUGCUGGACCAGACUACAUCCCUUGUCUCGACAAUGAGAAGGCCAUCAAGCAGCUUCACAGCUUUGGCCAUUUUGAGCAUCGGGAGAGGCAUUGUCCUGAGGAGAGUCCAACCUGUCUUGUUCCCCUUCCAAAGGGUUAUAGGCGAUCCAUCCAGUGGCCUCAGAGCAGAGACAGGAUUUGGUAUAACAAUGUUCCCCGCACUAAGCUCGCUGAAGUUAAGGGGCAUCAGAACUGGGUGAAAGUUACAGGAGAGUACCUUACAUUUCCUGGAGGUGGAACACAAUUCAUUCAUGGGGCUCUUCAUUACAUUGAUUUCGUACAGAAGUCUGUGCCUGAGAUUGCAUGGGGCAAGCAUACUCGAGUGAUACUGGAUGUUGGUUGUGGGGUUGCUAGCUUUGGUGGUUAUCUCUUUGAGAGAGAUGUGCUUGCAAUGUCUUUUGCUCCCAAGGAUGAACAUGAAGCUCAAGUUCAAUUUGCUCUCGAAAGAGGAAUUCCAGCAAUAUCUGCAGUCAUGGGCUCCCAGCGACUGCCAUUUCCAAGCAGAGUUUUUGACCUUGUGCAUUGUGCUCGCUGUCGUGUCCCCUGGCAUGCAAAUGGUGGCGCGCUGCUUUUAGAGCUAAACAGGGUCCUACGCCCAGGUGGUUUCUUUGUGUGGUCAGCUACACCUGUGUAUCAGAAACUGAAUGAGGAUGUCGAGAUCUGGGACGGUGAUUCCCCCCACCCCCCACCAAAACCAAAACCAAAAGAAAAGACUUCUGUUGAUAGCAUAAUGUAUUUUCUUAAUUACUAUGGAUCGAGAGAAGGAUGA